UCUCUGGCACUUUUCAUUGAUACCUCUGUAUUUUACCUGUUUGGGAUUUUGACAAGCUCCAGACUCUGUGUGUGGCUGGGGAUUGACUGCUUUGCAAAUGGGUAUUUCUUCACAAGAACUGUUUCCAGCACUCACUGAGACAGACCUCUCAGUAACUGGGGACCUGGCCGGCCUUGCCUACUGAGCUUGGGGGAAAACUGGAUGCAGAUGAGUUGAUUAUAUUCCAUGAAUUCAUAGCUCACCACCUGCCAGGGUUUAAACUACUUCUGUAGCAUCACUUCACCUGUGGACUCUUUGAAAUUUUGCUUUGUUGGGGGAAAAAAAAACUGGGGUAAGAGGAGGUUGUUUUUAACAAGUUAGCAUCCUCUCCUUCCCUUAUAAGUUGCUGCAAAGGAUCAGGCUGUGACUCCAUUGGAUCGCUCCUUCACAUCAAAAUAGGAGAAGAAAAAGAAGAAAGGUACCAUGGCUCUGAGUGGCAACUGUAGUCGUUAUUAUGCUCGAGAACAAGGGGCUGCAGUUCCCAACUCCUUCCCCGAGGUCGUGGAGCUGAAUGUUGGGGGUCAAGUUUAUUUUACUCGCCAUUCCACAUUAAUAAGCAUCCCUCAUUCCCUCCUGUGGAAAAUGUUUUCCCCAAAGAGAGACACAGCUAACGACCUAGCCAAGGACUCCAAGGGAAGGUUUUUCAUUGACAGAGAUGGAUUCUUGUUCCGUUAUAUUCUGGACUAUCUCAGGGACAGGCAGGUGGUCCUGCCUGAUCACUUUCCAGAAAGGGGAAGACUAAAAAGAGAAGCUGAGUACUUCCAGCUCCCAGACUUGGUCAAACUCCUGACCCCUGAUGAAAUCAAGCAAAGCCCAGAUGAAUUCUGCCACAGUGACUUUGAAGACGUCUCCCAAGGAAGUGACACGAGAAUCUGCCCCCCUUCCUCACUGCUCCCUUCUGACCGCAAGUGGGGUUUUAUUACUGUGGGUUACAGGGGGUCCUGCACCAUGGGCAGAGAGGGGCAGGCAGAUGCCAAGUUUCGGAGAGUUCCCCGGAUUUUGGUUUGUGGAAGGAUUUCCUUGGCGAAGGAGGUCUUUGGAGAAACUUUGAAUGAGAGCAGAGACCCUGACCGAGCCCCAGAAAGAUACACGUCCAGAUUUUAUCUCAAAUUCAGGCAUCUGGAAAGGGCUUUUGAUAUGUUGUCAGAAUGUGGAUUCCACAUGGUGGCCUGUAACUCCUCAGUGACAGCAUCUUUUGUCAACCAAUAUACAGAUGACAAGAUCUGGUCAAGUUACACUGAGUACGUCUUCUACCGUGAGCCUUCCAGGUGGUCAUCGUCGCACUGUGAUUGCUGCUGCAAGAACGGUAAGGGUGACAAAGAAGGAGAGAGUGGCACCUCCUGCAACGACCUCUCCACCUCCAGCUGCGACAGCCAGUCUGAGGCCAGCUCUCCCCAGGAGACAGUCAUCUGUGGGCCCGUGACACGCCAGACCAACAUCCAGACUCUGGACCGUCCCAUCAAGAAGGGCCCCGUCCAGCUGAUCCAGCAGUCAGAGAUGCGACGGAAAAGUGACCUGCUCCGGACUCUGACUUCCGGCUCCAGGGAGUCGAACAUGAGUAGCAAAAAAAAAGCUGUUAAGGAAAAGCUGUCAAUUGAGGAAGAGCUGGAGAAAUGCAUCCAGGAUUUCCUAAAGAUCAAAAUUCCAGAUAGGUUCCCAGAGAGAAAACACCCUUGGCAAUCUGAACUUUUACGGAAGUAUCAUCUAUAGGGGCGGAUGAGGGGGUGGGGGUGGGAGAAAAAAACAGCGUGUCACCGUUUUGAAAUAAACCUCCUGAAAGAAAUCCAUAUUUGAAAAGAUAAAGCAACAACUAACAAUACACAUUUGUUAGAACACAAUAGCCCAUUGAUCUACUACUGCCUAUUUACCUAGUUCACCUUAACAUGUCAAUCCACAGGGUAGAUUUCUUUCCAGAUGUGGAAGUAUAAGAAAUUCUCUCUCUCUCUCUCUCUUUUGGUUCUUUGUCUGUUUGUUAACUUGGCCCCGUGUGCUGAGUAUCUUGUCUAUAGAUGAGAGCCAGCGACGUAAGAACAGCUGAGAGGGCUUGGGAAUCAUUUAUCCCAAACUGGGUUUUUCCUCUCUUCUUCUACCUCCCUCCGUUGAAUGAAAAUUAUGGUAGUGAUCUGGCCCAAUGCCAUAGGUUUGGAUUUUUAAAUUUUCCUUUUUCCUUUUGUUUCUGGGGUGAUGGGGGAAAGUGGCAGAUUUAUAUGACUUUUCACUCAAAUUGAUUAUGUGCCAGUUUAUAUUGACUCCGUAUGCAUGAGUAUUUGUGCAACAGAAGCACAACCAAGUAUGUAUAUACACACAGAGCACAUGACCCCAGGUCCUGGGCCUCCUAAGGGGUUGUUCCUGACCCCCGCAGCACCCUCUUAGAGUCCUUCAGCCACAGGAGCCUCUGCUUUUUUCUUAAAACCCUUCUGGGAAGAUUUCUGAGCCUCUCUUGGCAUCAUUUCCUUACAUCUAAUAACCCCCAUCAUCAGCAAAUUGUCUUCCUUAUUUGGAAAUGAACACCCUCAGGCUCCAUUUUACUGCACUGCUCUCUCUCAGCCCUAGGAGAAGGUGAGAAGAGCUAGUCACACGUUCUUAGUAUUUUAAAAAACCCAAACAUCCGUAUCCACAAAAAUUCCUGCAAAAUGACCCCAAUUCAGCCUUCUCUACCCUGAGCUGAAUUACCUUUCUUCUGUCAAUGUUUCUGCCCAUGUUUUAAUGGUGUGACCUUUCCACGUACUCCACGUUAAGUUCUCUGCAUUCCUGUGUAGUUGUGGCAGUAAGAACAGCACACAGUACUUGAAUAAGGGUCCAGCCUUUUGUUUUAAGGGGAAGUUGUAUUUCACACAUCCCCUAAUAAUUUCUCAUAACUUUUUAAAACUACAGUGCUUCACUGUUACUUCCUUGGAGCCAGUUUUGUUUGCCUCUGGAAUCUGGGCUUUGGCUGUGUCCAUACUAGAAUUUGGCUCUCACUUCUCUGAUGUCUUUGAACAACCCAACUAGAUAAUUGAAGCUCUGAAAUUAAGAGUUGAGCUUUCUAAACGGUCUUUCUUGUUUACAUCCUUGACCUGUAUGGACACAACCAAAAAGAAACUGUUAAUAGCCAUCCAUCCAUGUGACUCUGUAUUCUAUUAAUGUACUCAUAGUUUUUUUCAUAGAUUUGUGGUAAAUGAAGACUAAAGGGCAAGAUUUGACUUUCAGCAUUCCUCAUGCAUUUCAGUGGGAACUGAAAAAAUAUUUUUUUUCCAUCCUUAAUUGUGUGCCAAGAACUCCUAUUUUU
Dama dama (fallow deer) is the source of this 3307-nucleotide messenger RNA. It is a transcript of the gene KCTD16, whose product is annotated as potassium channel tetramerization domain containing 16. The transcript has 3 exons. Gene Ontology annotation, biological process: regulation of G protein-coupled receptor signaling pathway; protein homooligomerization. The record is from RefSeq and is a predicted model, not a curated record. Gene Ontology annotation, molecular function: protein binding. Gene Ontology annotation, cellular component: postsynaptic membrane; presynaptic membrane. Bases 463 to 1749 code for a protein of 428 amino acids. NCBI's taxonomy places the organism in Eukaryota, Metazoa, Chordata, Mammalia, Artiodactyla, Cervidae.